AUGGACCCUCUCUCUGCUCGUAAAACCCUCCCCUCCUCUUACACGAGAGACCCCACGAUCUGCAACGCAUCGAGUUACAUCCGUUUGCUGACGUCGAUCAGCGCAUAUCUAGGACCCGCAGCGGGCCGAUCUGAUACAGAGUCACUAGCAACUUCCCCUACCAUCCUGUGCUGUCUCUCGCAGAGCCCAAAGCUCCCUGUAAUCUAUCGCGAUCAAUCCUCCUUCUCCAAGGCGCAGGCUUCAGUCGACACUGCUCGCACAGAUGCAACUGCAGAGCCAACUGGCACGCACAGCCCAUCAUCAGCUGAAUGUCGAUCACGAUAUAAUAAUCCACCAACACAAGUCUUGGGAUGUCAUAAGCAUGGGCAGUAUCGGAACAUACAGGCGUCUCCUAUGUGGAUAACCCAACUGGGUAAUACGGAGCAUGGCAUGCAAGAUGACGAUUGGAGAAACCUUCGCCGAAUGUCUGUAAAGCACUGGUACUACAGCACACAAUGCACAAAAAGAUGCAUCAAGAACCCCAGCCGUGCUCUCUGCGGCCUAAUUUGGCAAGUUGCGCAAAGAGUCCCCUGUAAUGCGACAUAUAUAGUAUCGCCCACAGCGAUAUGGCCGCAGGGGAGGCUGCCAGGUCACGCUGAGCAACCAAGACUUAUCAAUGUGUCACCACUCGCGGCGUAUGACUGCGAACCGAAUCCUUCAAGCCAGGGAUAUAUCUCGGUAGACCAAGUCGAGAUUGAGAUAAAGAACCCCCAAAUGGCAGAACCAGGCCUAGCCCGUGUUGGUCUUGGACUCCGGAGACUGGUCGUCUACUGCGGCUGCAGAUAG
Molecule: messenger RNA, 825 nt
Organism: Fusarium graminearum PH-1
Lineage: Eukaryota; Fungi; Ascomycota; Sordariomycetes; Hypocreales; Nectriaceae
Exons: 3
Coding region: 1-825 (274 amino acids)
Source: RefSeq, a predicted model, not a curated record